AUAAAAUAUGUUUAUGAGAAGAUAUUUUAAGCAGUGCCUGGAGCUGUCGAGCAUCGACCACAAUGGACACCCUUCAGAAGUUCGGGUGCCUCACCUUUUCCUUCAAAUCUCCAUUGCCAACCACUCCUCCAAUUCGUCCUCCAUUAAAACCAUCUAACUGGAUUCUGAGAACAAGCCUUCGUCCAGUGAGUGGAAUAGCGGAAGAAGAUGUACUCCAAACAUUCCUCCGAGAGAGACAAUUGAAUGGUGAUUUCAUAUCAAAGGUGUCUGAUAUGUUAUGGCAGGACGAAGCUACCAAGUUGCUUGGUGUGGCUGAGUCUGCAGCACUUGCUGAUGAUGACACUUCUCAACAACCAAACCAGGUGACCGAAAGUGGUGAUGAUGGUGGCUUUUUGAAGCUCACAAGAACCCAGGAAUGGGUGCAAGGUGACAUCUCUGCACCAAUAAAUAAAAAGGCUGUUGCUAAGGCAUUGCAGGAUGACAGGGAUAGAAGGAAGAGACUCAACCUUCUCCAAUAUGAAGCUUUGAAGAGAGAACUAUUCCUUGUGUCUAUUGGAAUAGGAAUUGCAUGUAGUGGUUACUGCUUGGUUGUUCUAUCGGUCCAGGCUGCUAUCAGUUAUGCAACAGGAUGUCUUUUCAGUUGCUUGUACCUUCAGCUUCUGUACCGCCAUGCAGAUAACCUGUCUAGAGAAGCAAUUCCUCAAAUCUUCAGGCAGAAGAAGACUAAGAAAAUUGGAAUAAGAAGUGAUGAUUUGAAGGAUUCAUUUGAGAAAUCAAUCAAGGGUAGUGGUAUUGCUCUUUCAUCUCCAAGGCUUGUUAUCCCAGCAGCAAUAUAUGGACUUUGGAUUUUCUCUCAUCAAUAUAUCUCCAAUGAGUUCUUUGAUUUCCAACUUGUGCCAGCAAUGCUUGGGCUGUUUGUGUACAAAGCUGCUGCUCUUGUUCAAGUUUAUAGAGAUAACGAAGACCUGCAAUUGAUUUUUCCAGAAAACGACUAAAGUUUUGCAGAGCCUAACCCAAAAAGCUUCUUGAAGAUAGUUUGAAGGAAGUCCUGUCAACAGGUACAUUGUUUCCUGAUUCAAACAUCUACAUUGCUGCCAGUUAUGUAAGAAACUCUGGAAAUUGUUUCUCUCAAGCAAGAACGAUUCAAGGUCCGCUAAUUCAUGUAAGUAGUUGUACCACCAAGUUUAGUGUAUACCCUUUUAUCCAGAUUUAAAGGAAGUGUGAAACAUGAUUUUGACAAGGAGAAGUUGAAUUUGUUUAUCAAGAAUCCUCUUGACAUUUGUUUAUCAAGGAGAAGUUGAAUUAA
Humulus lupulus (European hop) is the source of this 1306-nucleotide messenger RNA. RefSeq lists its product as uncharacterized. The coding region runs from base 63 to 995 and encodes 310 amino acids. Lineage: Eukaryota; Viridiplantae; Streptophyta; Magnoliopsida; Rosales; Cannabaceae. The record is from RefSeq and is a predicted model, not a curated record. The transcript has 10 exons.